AUUUUAUUCAUAAAAACGAAAAAAAAAGAGAAGUCAAUAGUGUUACUAAAACCCAAAAGAUGAAAAGAGAUUUGAGUGUGGAUCAAAUCCGAGAUCUCUUCUUCCAGUCAGCAAAAAAACCCUAGAUCCAGAUGGGGGACGAGAAGAAGUCGAAGCAGAGAGAUGGGUCGAUGGUCUUCGAGUCCAUGUAUCCACUCCUUGCCCUCAUGCUCAUCCUCGUCGCUUGCGUCGACCUGUGCGACGCGGCCACUGUUGUAGACGUUUACCGUCUCGUCCAAUAUGACAUCUCCGGCGUUCCUUUCGGCUCUCGUUUCUCCUCCCUCAACCACCACGCCGCCUCCCUCAGCUUCCACCGCGGCGCCGAUCUGUCUCGCUCUGUACUUAUCCUCCCACUCCGCGAACUCGAUCUCGGAUUCCUUCAAGAUUACAUCUCACAGAAGCAGUCUCUUGGGGGAUUGUUGAUUUUGCUUCCCCAGACGUUAAGACCUGGCAACAACAUUGUUCUCUCUGAAACCCAACGGUUCAGGAAACUAUUAGCACAGCUUGAGAACUUACUUGUCCACGCCAACAUACCUUUUCCUGUCUACUUUGCUUUUGAGAAUGAAGAGACUGAUGCUAUGUUGGCUGAUGUUAAGAAAAAUGAUGCACUUGGUCAGCAAGCUACUGCCACCACUGGCGGAUAUAAGCUUGUUAUCUCUGUAUCCGAGCCUAGGAAAAUUGCAUCUCCCACCAUCACUAAUAUUCAGGGAUGGCUUCCAGGAUCAAGAGCAGAAGGAGAUUCCAACCAGCUUCCAACAAUUGCUAUUGUUGCAUCCUAUGAUACCUUCGGAGCAGCUCCUGCACUAUCGGUGGGAAGUGAUAGCAAUGGAAGUGGGGUCGUGGCGCUUCUUGAAGUAGCUAGACUAUUUUCCACUCUUUAUUCAAAUCCCAAGACAAGGGGAAGGUACAAUUUACUUUUUGCACUGACAUCUGGUGGACCCUACAACUACGAAGGGACUCAAAAGUGGCUGAAGAGCCUUGAUCAGAGGAUGCGUGAGAGCAUUGAUUAUGCCAUUUGCUUGAACAGUGUUGGCUCUUGGGACAAUGAAUUACUGGUUCACGUGUCAAAGCCUCCAGAUAACGCCUAUAUAAAACAAAUAUUUGAGGGCUUCUCUAAUGUGGCAGAAGACUUGGGUUUUCAAGUUGCUCUGAAGCACAAGAAGAUUAAUAUCUCUAAUUCACGUGUUGCUUGGGAGCAUGAACAAUUUUCAAGACUCAGAGUAACUGCAGCCACUCUAUCCGAACUUUCGACGCCACCUGAGUUACUGGAAAGUGCUGGAAGUCUGUCUGACACAAGGCAACUUGUGCAUGAGGAUGCUAUCAUUAAGGGUGUCAAGUUGGUGGCUGAAAGCCUUGCUAGACAUAUCUAUGGUCACCAAAGAAAAGACAUCAAGAUUUUUGCAGAUGACAGUAGUUUGGCUGUAAAUCCCUUUAAUGUGAGAUCAUGGUUGGAUCUUUUGUCACAAACUCCUCGGGUGGCACCGUAUCUCUCAAAGAGUGAACCACUAAUCACGGCUCUGAAGAAGGAACUAGAGGAUUAUACUGCUGAAGUGAGUGUUCAACAUGAAUCUUUAGAUGGAAUUUUCACCUUUUACGACUCAACAAAGGCUAGCCUUAACAUAUACCAGGUGGCGAGUGUAACAUUCGACUUGCUCUUGCUUCUGGUGUUAGGAUCAUACUUAAUAGUGCUUUUCAGCUUCCUCGUCAUCACAACUCGGGGUGUGGAUGACUUAAUAAGCUUAUUCCGCCGGCCUCCUUCCCGGAAAGUGAAAAUGGUUUAAGCUUUCCCUGCCGGAAUGUUACUUUACAUUCUUCUCAUCCGCGAUUCACUCAUCACAUUUGUUUGGUGAGUCGUUAGAAUCUGAAUCAUGAAGAGAAGAAGACUACGAAAUGAGUUUUGGCUCUGCCUUAACUCUUUCUUCUGUUGUAUGCCUCUGUUUAUGUGGCUUUAUUACUUGCCUUUCCAUGAGCUGCAAAGAAAAUAAAGAUCAAAUGUUGUAGUUUUUUAUUUUUUUGGUUAAAAUGAUUUUUUUUUCUCUCCAAGCAAAUUUGAAUCGAGAAAAUUUGACUCGCUUAA
Brassica napus (rape) is the source of this 2116-nucleotide messenger RNA. Its product is annotated as nicalin-1. The record is from RefSeq and is a predicted model, not a curated record. The transcript has 14 exons. The coding region runs from base 132 to 1820 and encodes 562 amino acids. Gene Ontology annotation, cellular component: endoplasmic reticulum membrane. Lineage: Eukaryota; Viridiplantae; Streptophyta; Magnoliopsida; Brassicales; Brassicaceae. Gene Ontology annotation, biological process: regulation of signal transduction.